Rhincodon typus (whale shark) is the source of this 1070-nucleotide messenger RNA. RefSeq names its product disks large-associated protein 2-like. The annotation marks the transcript as partial. Gene Ontology annotation, cellular component: glutamatergic synapse; postsynaptic specialization. Gene Ontology annotation, molecular function: molecular adaptor activity. NCBI's taxonomy places the organism in Eukaryota, Metazoa, Chordata, Chondrichthyes, Orectolobiformes, Rhincodontidae. The transcript has a single exon. The record is from RefSeq and is a predicted model, not a curated record. Gene Ontology annotation, biological process: signaling.
ACCAGCAGUUUUCAUGGUCACCUUCACAGCACUUCAAUGAAGACAUAUAUGCUCCUUCAUCAAGGACCAUGAAAGGAUUAACUAGUAGCCGUACUCAUCCCCAGCUCAGCUCAGCACACACUUGUGGCCUGAUGACUGAUGACUGUGAGCAUUCUCAUGACCAUAUGCACCAUGGCUUGGAUUCUAGGCAGUCGUACUUGCUCAGCCCAACUGACAGCUGCCAAAUGGACCAUCACCGUUGUUCACCUAGAAGUUCUAUACAUUCUGAAUGUACAAUCCCCAUGAUGGUAGGGGAGCACAUGUCAAGCAGUACUUUCCCAAGAAUGCACUACACCUCACAUUAUGAUUCCAGGGAUGACUGCACCAGUGUCUCGCACACUGGCAGCAAAAUUAACCGCAUUCCAGCUAAUCUGCUGGACCAGUUCGAAAAACAAUUGCCUCUGCACCGUGAUGGCUUUCAUACACUGCAGUAUCAACGAACGUCCACUGCCACUGAGCAACGAAGUGAAAGUCCUGGCAGAAUACGACACCUUGUGCAUUCUGUCCAAAAACUUUUCACUAAAUCUCACUCUUUGGAAGGGGCUUCGAAAGGAAAUCUAAAUGGCACUAAAGGUGAAGGUCGGCAUUCAGACGAUCACCACCAUUCCCACCAUCCCAAACAUGGCAAGAGGAGUAAAAGCAAAGAACGAAAGCCAGAGCCCAAACAUAAGUCUUCAAUGUCUGCUUGGUGGAGCUCAGAUGACAACUUGGACAGUGAUAGCACUUACCGUACGGCGAGUGCGAUGAGCAGGCACCACUUUGACCAUAUUUCACAGUACUAUCCGGAAAAUCUUCAGGGAGCCUUCAGUGAUCUCACUCUGAAGACUUCAAAAAGCAACAACGAUGUUAAAUGCUCUGCUUGUGAAGGAUUACCCAUGACACCUGAGGGGAAAUAUAUGAAAAGAAGCUCCUGGUCCACGCUCACUGUAAGCCAAGCCAAGGAAGCUUAUCGGAAGUCAUCACUUAAUUUGGAGAAACCUCUUGUCCAUCAGGAAAUAAAAUCAUCUCUGAGGCCAUGUCAUUACCUACAA